Mizuhopecten yessoensis (Yesso scallop) is the source of this 3772-nucleotide messenger RNA. Its product is annotated as glycogen synthase kinase-3 beta-like. The coding region runs from base 323 to 1582 and encodes 419 amino acids. Gene Ontology annotation, biological process: protein phosphorylation; signal transduction; negative regulation of canonical Wnt signaling pathway. The record is from RefSeq and is a predicted model, not a curated record. Gene Ontology annotation, cellular component: nucleus; cytosol; cytoplasm. NCBI's taxonomy places the organism in Eukaryota, Metazoa, Mollusca, Bivalvia, Pectinida, Pectinidae. Gene Ontology annotation, molecular function: protein serine/threonine kinase activity; ATP binding. The transcript is spliced from 9 exons.
GAUAGCCAUCCGUCAAAGCAGAUCAGCCAUUGGAAACCAAAUUUGCAUACCAUUGUAUGGUUACACGGGAGAAAUAGUGAAUAGAUGUGACGGAUUUGAACAUCAAACUGUUAUUCAUGUCUUUGGAGGACUUAGGACACCCUCCUUCACUAUUAUUUGGACCUAUAAUCGCUGUGAACUUUUACCAACGCUGAUUCUGCGACAGGUUUCUUGGCAUUUUGUCCGACGGAAUUUUACGAGAGCGCCAUUGGGAGAUGUAAUAUUGUGGCCUUGGAACUGAAUAAAUGUACUCUCUCUUGAUGACUUAAGAAUACAUAUAAUUAUGAGUGGUCGUCCAAGGACAACUUCCAUAACCGAUGCUGGAAAAAGUGGUGCUCAUGCCUCAUUUGGAGGGGUGAAAACGGGGUUCAGCAAAGAUGGAAAUAAGAUAACGACCGUAGUGGCGACGGCAGGUACAGGACCUGACCGUCCUCAAGAAGUGUCCUACACUGAUGCCAAGGUCAUAGGUAACGGCUCUUUUGGGGUUGUGUACCAGGCCAAACUAGUCGAGUCAUCAGAACAUGUCGCCAUUAAAAAAGUUCUUCAGGACAGGCGUUUUAAGAAUCGAGAAUUACAGAUCAUGAGAAAGCUGGAACACCAGAACAUAGUCCUGUUAAAAUUUUUCUUUUAUUCAUCAGGUGAUAAGAAAGAUGAAGUGUAUUUGAAUCUAGUGCUGGAGUAUGUCCCUGAGACUGUGUAUAGAGUAGCCAGGCAUUACAGUAAAAGCAAGCAAACCAUACCCAUUAUAUAUAUCAAGCUUUACAUGUACCAGUUAUUUAGAAGCCUUGCCUACAUUCAUAGCCAGGGAGUCUGCCAUCGUGAUAUCAAGCCACAAAACCUACUGCUCGACCCAGAGUCCGGCAUUCUUAAACUCUGUGAUUUUGGGAGUGCUAAGGUUUUAGUGCGAGGAGAGCCCAAUGUUUCUUACAUAUGUUCACGGUAUUACCGCGCACCAGAGUUGAUAUUUGGUGCUACUGACUAUACUUGUCAGAUAGAUGUUUGGUCAGCAGGCUGUGUAUUGGCUGAGCUGUUGCUAGGACAACCAAUUUUCCCUGGCGACAGUGGUGUGGACCAGUUGGUCGAGAUCAUUAAGGUCCUGGGUACACCCACUCGGGAACAGAUUCGUGAGAUGAACCCUAAUUACACAGAGUUUAAAUUCCCCCAGAUCAGAGCGCACCCCUGGUCAAAGGUACUUACCGUGUUCCGGCCACGCACUCCCGCCGAGGCCAUUCAGCUGGUCAGCCGUCUCUUGGAGUAUACACCUGGCUCCAGAAUCAGCCCCCUUGAAGCAUGUGCACACACAUUCUUUGAUGAGCUACGGAAACCUGCCACUCGUCUACCAAGUGGCAAAGAACUGCCACCUUUAUUCAACUUUACUCCGCAAGAAAUUCAAAUUCAGCCUGCAUUGAACUCUGUUCUCACACCUCCACAUUAUCGCGGCACAAAUGCCACAACCGGAGGAGGGACUCCGGAGACUGGAGUGGCAAAUCCUGGAGGGGAUGCCACUGAUACUCAGGGGGCUGCAGCUGCCGGCAACGCGUAACUAACACUCUCCACUUAGGUCAGGGGGGAGAAUUUUUAUUUAAGUGUUCGUCUCACAGGGAGUCUGUGGUAAAAUUUUACCACACUAGGACAUAACCAGUAGAAACCACAGUGAUGACCUGAAACCAGAUUCAGUGAGUACACACGGGGAAAAAAUAUUGAGUUAUGCACAGAUUAUCAACAAACAUAAUGGAAAGAUGACAGUCAAGUGGAUUAGGCAGGUUAACAAAUUUAAUUGGAAAUAUUACGUGACUUGGGGUUACAGGCUCACCAACAAAGGCAGACUCCGAUAACAGAUACAAUGGUUCUUACCAAAGAGGAAUUACAGAUAACGUGUAGUCAACUUUAUGUGUCGACAUCGGCACAUCCAAACCAUUUCUCAUUUGUACCUGAUGGAAAGACACUCAAAUAACCUAUUGUUAAUGGUUGAUCAGUUCUAGUUAAUGACGGACAGGUUUGUUAGAAUGACCAGGUGCAUUGUUGAGGUCAGUUUGUAGAAUGGUUUGGAGACAUUUUGGAGAGAAAAGACUCUUGGUGCCAUUUCAUUUCAAACUGCAUACAGCAAGUCAAUAUGUUGUAACAAUGUAGUUCAGUGGAGAGAAGUAAGUGAUCAGAAUCGAUUCACUUGUGUAGAGGAACAUUGAAUGCCUUUAAAGUUAACAGAUGGCAGCAUGUUGUCAGCAGGGGUCUGUUGUUUGACUUGCAAGACUGUUUACAUGUCAAUGCCAGAUGAACAAGUUUGAAGACCUUGCUAUAAAAUUGGUGUCUGUUAUCAUAUUUAUUCGUAGAAGAAAACAUCCCAGAGUACACUGAGCAUUUGAUUGUAUGAUCUUCUCAAAUGACUAUCGCAAUCUGUGUUAUUGUCUGGAUGCCUUGCUGGAAUUUACGGAAUUGAAUGUCUGGUGGAAGGUCAUUUAUUGAGAGUAACCACCUGUGAUGAAGGUAUUUUCUCUGUAAGCGAGACCCUAGUUCUGACGAUAUAAUUUAACUGUGCAUGUUAGUAUGAAAGGGAUGCUAGCUUCUGUGUGUGAGAAAUUCUUAACUAGCUACGCGGUGUGUAAUAUCACUGAUGUUGUAUGCGCUCGAAUGAUUGGAGAACAUAUUUUGGUGGGAGCGAUUUUAAAUUAUGGAUGUGUUUUUAUGUCUUGUCUGUCUAUCAUGGCAGACUGGUAAUCUAUGGGUAGACCAUUGAUUGGUUUUAGUCAGUAACGCUUUAACUCAUUCACCCCUGAAGGCACAUUUGAACUCUUCCAAUUCAAAGGUUGGAAUAGUUCAUUAUGAAAUUUCAGGGGCGAUUAAAAUAUUUAUAGUAGUCUAAUAUUUUGAGCUCCUUUGACUGAGUAGAGGAGGAAACUGCAGCUCUGUGAAGCACACGAAUUAUAACAUAUUUAUAAAGUGACAGGCGUUUCAUUGCAGUUUUUCCAAUAAAAGACUGUUUCCCUUUCAUGCUCAAUGAUAUAAUGUAAAAAAAUAAAUGACCCAACCAGACAUUUUAGUGCAUGAUAUAAAAUCUUGUAAAAUUAUACUCAUUGAAGUUCUAUGUUCUUUUAUUGGCUACGUUUUAUUCAAAUUUCUGUAAUUUUUUAUGAAAUUUUAUUUAAUGAACCUCAUGAUGUACAUCUUUUAUCUGAAGCAAACCAAGACAAAUAUGUUCUGUAUGUUUUGAAAUCAUUUACCAGGAAUGAGUUGAAUGUCAUUGUUGAGGCGUUUGUAUAAUGGAUAUGUAAAUUUUAUGAACAAAUGAGUUGGAGUCAGACAUGGCACAAAUCCUUCAUACUUUGGUUUUGCAUGAUAAAUUUAUGUUAUGAUACACACUUUUUAAUCCCAAACUUUAAAAAUUGGUAAGCAAAAGCUUUGUGAGAAAAGUGAUAUGUGAGAAAUUUCUGUGAACAUGAAAUGAAUUUGGACCUUGAAAGCUGUAUUUAUAUAUAUGCCAGUCUUGUGAAAAAUUCGGGUAAAAAUAUAAGUUAUUGUAUUAGUCUAGGUGCAUAACAUUUUGUUACAUAAGUAAAUUGUACCUGAAGAUAUAGUAUAGUUAUCCAAACAAACCUGACCAGUCUAAUACCCAUACGUACAAGUUCGAAUUUAUUUAGUGCCAACGGGGAGAUUGAUGACAUUCUAUUUUUACUGUACAUGGACGAGGUUAGAUAUUUUGUACAAUGUCUAUGUGUUCAGAGAAUCUAUAUACAAA